CAAUCCAGUAGACUUUGACGUAGAUGUAUCCUAAUGAGAAAAAAUCUCACGACUGCGCAUCACUGUUUGGAGGGUCUGUAAAUACGAUAUGUUACAAACAACGCCCUAAUUUAAUACCUUUCCAGGACACCCAGUUCAGUUGGACGGAUGAUUUACCAGUAUGUAAACAAUCGGGCGUAGGAUUUUCUACGAAUCAAAUUUAUCGCGAGGAUGGAUAUAGACAAGAAGAACAUCCGUUUGAAGAUUGUAGCUUUCAUUGUCGUUAUGAUGAUUCAACAUUUCUUUAUGGAGUAUUUGAUGGUCACGAAGGGACAAAGGUUGCAAACUUUGCUAUGCAGCGAAUGGCUGCUGAAAUUUUACUUGGACAGUUGAAUGGUAAAUCCAGUGAUGAAGAAAUCAAAGAAGUUCUUAGGCAGGCAUUUAUAGCUGUUGAAAGAGGAUACCUAGAUUCCAUCGGAGACCUUUUGGCUGAAAGAGCUAGCUUGCAGUUUGAUAUACCCGACGGGUUAAAUUCCUAUGAAACAUAUCAAAAGUUUCCUCACUUGGUUGAUAAAUUAAAUGCACUAAACUGUGAAUUGUCAGCAGGAACUAGUGCAGUUUUAACUCUUAUAUACAGUGGAAAGUUGUAUGUUGCAAAUGUUGGCGAUAGUAGAGCUUUAUUAUGUAAAACAGAUAGUAAUCAAGUUCUAAGGGUUGUACAAUUAAGCGUGGACCAUGAUUUGAGGAACGAAGAUGAAUUACUAAGAUUGUCUCAUUUAGGACUAGACAUUGAUUCCAUAAGACAGGGAUCUCAUCUUGGUAAUCAAGAAAAUACACGUUGUCUUGGAAACUAUCUCGUCAAAGGAGGAUACAAAGAAUUCGAAGAAUUAGCCUCUGCCGCGGCCGAACCUGUUAUCGCUGAACCUGAAAUUCAUGGAGGAAUAGAGCUUGAUGAUUCUUGCAAAUUUUUGUUGCUUAUGUCUCGAGGUCUUUAUAAAUCACUAGAAGAAGUAACUGGAGUAGAUCAAGUUAAUAUAAAAUUGAUUAAUUUUGCAGUUCAAGAGUUUCAGGUGCAAUCCACUUUGACUGGAGUUGCUCAAGCUGUUGUAGAUAAAGUUGUAAGAAUUCAUCAUGAUAUUAAUAUGAGCAAUUCUAAAAGUACAGUCACUACCGGUAAACGAGACGAUAUAACUCUUCUCGUACGGAAUUUCAACUUCCCACUUCCUCAUGCGUUGAAAAGUCCAACUAAUCAGUCAGUUAGAUUUAAUCCAAUUGUAGAAUCUGCUCCGAGUACGGGUAUCGCGGAAGAGAAUUCUGAUAGGUCGACAACUGAAUCCUCGUCUACAUCAGACAUGUAUCCUCCUGGUGCAAGACCAACGAACAGAAAUGCUAGAAUCAAGCCUUAUGUUAAUUUCUCAGACUACUAUGAAAAUGUUGAGAGAAGACGUCGGGAGGGAACGUUACCUGAAGGUAUUAAUUUUUAGGAUAAUUAUACGUUAAGUGUAAAAUAUAUUUAUAAAUUAAAACAUUAUUUGUACAUA
This is a messenger RNA of Osmia bicornis bicornis, 1520 nucleotides long. RefSeq names its product TGF-beta-activated kinase 1 and MAP3K7-binding protein 1-like. The record is from RefSeq and is a predicted model, not a curated record. The transcript has 7 exons. Gene Ontology annotation, biological process: protein dephosphorylation. Gene Ontology annotation, molecular function: protein serine/threonine phosphatase activity. Bases 24 to 1463 code for a protein of 479 amino acids. Lineage: Eukaryota; Metazoa; Arthropoda; Insecta; Hymenoptera; Megachilidae.